AUGACUUCUUGCGACCAAGACUUUGUGGAACUGAUCGAAGCGGCAAUUCGUCAGGAUAGGUGGGCACUCAAAGUUUUCGAUUCAUGGGGCAAACCUUUACCAUCAGGUUUACUUGUUGGAAAUUUCUUUUGGAUCGGAAAUUAUGACGAAUGCAUACAACCAAUAUAUUCACCUGAGAGUAAAACGUUCGUAAAACAACCUUUCGAUACUCUCCAUUGUACACUCUUCCCGGAGUCCGAAAUAUCACAAAUGAAUUUAACUGAAAAUAUUGUUCUUGGCUUGUGUGUACCGGCGUCGUGUGAUCGCAAAGCAGUAGCUUCUCUAAUUCGAGAACUAUUCAAGAAGAGCAAUGUCAGUGAUGAACAAAUUGUCUGUUCGAAUGAACAGAAAAAUCUAUCUACUGGACCAGUGGCUACCUGCUUCGUACUUGCGUUACUUGGCAUUCUGGUACUUAUCGGCACAAUUGUUCAUCUAGUACUUGCUGCUAAUCGUAAUUCCAUUGCUCGCUUAACUUCACAUAUCAAUAUACCAUUUUUCUUUGAUGAAACAUGUCGAGACGAAGUUUAA
This is a messenger RNA of Rotaria sordida, 567 nucleotides long. The record is from the annotation of a GenBank genome assembly. NCBI's taxonomy places the organism in Eukaryota, Metazoa, Rotifera, Eurotatoria, Philodinida, Philodinidae.